This is a messenger RNA of Ilex paraguariensis (yerba mate), 450 nucleotides long. The record is from the annotation of a GenBank genome assembly. Lineage: Eukaryota; Viridiplantae; Streptophyta; Magnoliopsida; Aquifoliales; Aquifoliaceae.
AUGCAGAAGGUCUGGAGGUCAGUGGGUCUUCUUUCACUUUGCUUCUUUGGUUUGUUGGCCCUGCCUUUCUGUUUCCAACAAACGUUUGAGAUGCUCUAUCAGCAGUAUAAUCAGAACUUCCAUUUCUGGAGUUUUCUGACUAUUCCUUCUUCCUCUUGGACUAUCUUCUGGAUUUCUCUUGUUGGCCUUGGAGGGUGGUUGAUCAGUAUUCCUUCUAUCAUCCUGCUCUCUUUUACGCUUCAUUUUGGAUUGAUCAGGAGGACUGUAUUCCCCUUCUCUUUUAUAGGAGAUGUAUUGAUGAUUGAGCUUCCCUAUAAUGCAUCUGCUGCUGGAUUACAUUUUGCUGCUGUGAUUGUUGAGUGCUUUAGCUGGAUGAAGUUUCUUCCUGCUCAAAGCUUGGACUGGAGCAUGAAAUUCUUUAAUGCUGGUUUGGGAGAGGAUACUUACUAG